This is a messenger RNA of Carassius auratus (goldfish), 1030 nucleotides long. Its product is annotated as low affinity immunoglobulin gamma Fc region receptor III-like. The record is from RefSeq and is a predicted model, not a curated record. Gene Ontology annotation, molecular function: transmembrane signaling receptor activity. The coding region runs from base 1 to 759 and encodes 252 amino acids. Gene Ontology annotation, cellular component: external side of plasma membrane. Gene Ontology annotation, biological process: immune response; cell surface receptor signaling pathway. NCBI's taxonomy places the organism in Eukaryota, Metazoa, Chordata, Actinopteri, Cypriniformes, Cyprinidae. The transcript has 6 exons.
AUGGAGCUCAGUCAACUUCCUCUUGUGCUCUUGCUGAUUUCAAACAUCUACUCUGGACAAACUGAAGGUGUUUCUCCUCCAGUCUCUCUGAUGGUCAGUCCCAGCAGAACUCAACACUUCACAUCUGUCUCUCUCUCUCUGAGCUGUGAGGACCAGAGUAACUCUGCUGGAUGGACAGUGAGAAGAUACAGUGACAGACGGGGGCUGAAAGAUUGUUCAUCAUCAUUGUGGGGAUCACAAACAGGAUCUACUUGUACAAUCAGAAACACCAGCACAGAAGACACUGGAGUGUACUGGUGUCAGUCUGAAUCUGGAGAGAGAAGUCAUCCUGUUAAUAUCACUGUACACUCUGGUGUGAUUCUGGAGAGUCCUGUUCAUCCUGUGACUGAAGGAGAAACUCUGACUCUACGCUGUUUAGAUCAAAAUACAACCUCACCAAACCUCAGAGCUGAAUUCUAUAAAGAUGGGUCACUCAUCCAGAGUCAAACUACAGAUAUGAUCAUCUCUACUGUCUCAAAGUCACACGAGGGUUUCUACUCCUGCAAACUCCCAGAGAGAGGAGAGUCACCCGAGAGCUGGAUCUCAGUCACAGGCGAGAGUCAAUCAAACUUGUCUCAUUCAGGAUCUCAGAUCUCUGUCCUCCACACACUCAGUUCUGUACUGGCAGUUUGUCCAUAUCUGCUCGUGACAGUCGUGCUGAUCUUCAAAUGCUGCAGGAUGAGAGUUGGAUCUGUUGAAGAACAAGAAACUUCAAUCUGAUCUUUAUCUGUUGUGAUGGUGAGAAAACUCCAGCUUCAUCCUGGAAUCUUUCAGUAUCUCAGUUCAGACUGAACAUGACUUACUGUAAAAGUCAAUUUUUUGGGAGUGACUACUUUUGACAUCUCACAGUUGUUAAAGUCAACAUGAACCAGCAUCACAACUCUUUUGACUUCUGAGUGAGACAGAAUAUUCAAUGAGAAAAUGUGUAGAGAAGAACUUGAUUUUAUCGUUCAGGAAUUAAUUGUAUUGUAAAAAAAUUAAUAAAACAAAA